AUGGAUGAUUUGCAUGGGUCUGGCGACGGGUUAUCUGAGUCGUCGACGACUGAGGAAAUGGCCCGUUUGCUGCUGGCAGGCUGGACGAUGCUGGCGGAUACUUGUUCUGAGUGCAGGGACGUGCCGUUGAUGCGUAACAAUGACGGUGCGCUGAAGUGCUGCCGAUGCAAGAAGGAGAGCCGCGAUGCGUCGCACCGCGUGGCGUCUGCGUCGUCUGAGGCGUCGAGGAGCGUGCCCACUGGUAUUGGCGAGCGCCACAAGUACAGUAUCGUGAGCGAAUACGGACUCGACUCUUGCGCGUUGAGCGGCAUCCACGGUGUGGAUGGCGACCGUGUGCUGUCUACGGUGCCCGUUGUUAAACCUGCGGCGCCCGUUGUUGCGACUGAGGGUCGUCGUCUUCAGCAGCUGUGUUUGCUGCGAGUCGAGCUGAGCAAGGCUCUGGACCGUUACACGGGUCUGCUGCACCAUAGCAACGAGAACGUGUCGUGCGACGUGCGAAGUGACAGCGAGGUGUUGGAGGCGCUUGACCGGACGUUGCGUCUGUUGUCGACUGUGGAGUCCAAGCUCUGA
Molecule: messenger RNA, 570 nt
Organism: Babesia bigemina
Lineage: Eukaryota; Apicomplexa; Aconoidasida; Piroplasmida; Babesiidae
Exons: 6
Coding region: 1-570 (189 amino acids)
Source: RefSeq, a predicted model, not a curated record